Messenger RNA from Acanthoscelides obtectus, 277 nucleotides. The record is from the annotation of a GenBank genome assembly. Lineage: Eukaryota; Metazoa; Arthropoda; Insecta; Coleoptera; Chrysomelidae.
AAAUACGACGAUGUCUCGCAACAAGCUAGAAACUCAAUCAAGAUGGGCUGGUGUAUUCCUUCCUCGUGUUCUUCUUGGACUUGGAGGAGUAUCUGAACCACAAUACAGAUCAUCGGUGGCCUGCGUACUUUUCCACGGCGACUUGUUCGUCGAUUCGUUCUUCCUGUUGAGCGGACUUCUGGUGGUGUACGUUCUGUUGAAUCAGUUCGAGAAAAGGAGGGUGAACCCCGGAUUCAUCGUGCUUCUAAGAUAUAUCAGAAUCAAUGGUAACACGUAG